GAGGUGGCGGGCCUGCGACGAGGAGAGGCGUGGAGUGGACACUUGGGGAGGAGGAGCCGGGCUCCGCGGCCCGAGAGACCCCAGCGCGCGGAGCAUGAGCGGCUGGCCGGCUGGAGAGCGAUCGGGGGAGACCGCUUGCGCGCCACCCUGAACGGCGGAGCCGGGUCGGGUCGGCGGGUGCGGGGUUGCCCGUGCUUGGGUGGCCGGCUGGGCGCAGAGCCAUGGGGAGCACCCGCGCCACGCCGCUGAUACUGCCCCUGCGCCCGAUCAAGCUGCUGAGGAGGCGCUUCCGGCUGCUGCUGCUGGUCGCCGUGGUAUCGGUGGGACUCUGGACUCUGUAUCUGGAGCUGGUGGCGUCCGCCCAAGCCGGCGGGAACCCCCUGAAUCGCAGGUAUGGCAGCUGGAGAGAACUGGCCAAGGCCCUGGCCAACAGGAAUAUCCCAGCUGUUGAUCCAAACCUCCAAUUCUAUUCUUCCCAUAGGCUGAGCCUUAAGGACCAAGACAUUUCCCGAAGUAGGAGUAGGAACAGUAGCUACUUGAAGUGGAACAAGCCUGUGCCCUGGCUUUCUGAGUUCCGGGGCCGUGCUAACCUGCACGUGUUUGAAGACUGGUGUGGCAGCUCCAUCCAACAGCUCAGGAGGAACCUGCACUUCCCACUCUACCCCCAUAUCCGCACAACCCUGAGGAAGCUGGCUGUAUCCCCCAAGUGGACCAACUAUGGCCUCCGCGUAUUUGGCUACCUGCACCCUUUUACCGAUGGGAAGAUCCAGUUUGCCAUUGCUGCUGAUGACAACGCUGAAUUCUGGCUGAGUCGUGAUGACCAGGUCUCGGGCCUUCAGCUGCUGGCCAGUGUGGGCAAGACAGGAAAGGAAUGGACAGCCCCUGGAGAGUUUGGGAAAUUUCAGAGUCAAAUUUCCAAGCCAGUGAGCUUAUCAGCCUCCCUCAGGUACUACUUUGAGGUGCUCCACAAGCAGAACAAUGAGGGCACUGACCACGUGGAGGUCGCGUGGAGACGGAAUGACCCUGGAGCCAAGUUCACCAUCAUUGACUCCCCCUUCCUAUCCCUCUUCACAAAUGAGACCACCCUAAGGAUGGAUGAGGUGGGCCACAUCCCACAGACAGCAGCCAGCCACGUGAGCUCCUCCAACAAUCUUCCCACUGAUGAGCAGCCGCCAGCUGACAUGCUGCGGCCUGACCCUCGGGACACCCUCUAUCAAGUGCCUCUCGUCCCCAAGUCUCUUCUGCGCCACGUCCUGCCUGAUUGUCCCUACAAACCCAGCUACCUGGUGGAUGGGAUCCCGCUACGGCGCUACCAGGGUCUCCGCUUUGUUCAUCUGUCCUUUGUUUAUCCCAAUGACUACACCCGCCUGAGCCACAUGGAGACCCACAAUAAAUGCUUCUAUCAAGGGAGUUCCUAUAAGCAGGACAGGUCUGGCUUCCAGGAGUAUAUCAAGUUGGACAAGUCAGAGAAGCGGGGACUGGAGCAGCCAGGUACAGAAGAUGGUCUUCUAGAAGAAUCCCAAUAUGGAGAAGUAGAAGAGGAAAGCCCUGCAGCCGGAGACCAGGACACUGGAACACAAGGGAGAAACCUAAAGGCUACUUUCCCCCCGGGGCUGGGUGUCACUGACUAUCACCUUCGGAAGCUCUUGGCUCAUCCACAGAGUGGCCCAUUGGCACCUUUUUCCAAGCAGAACUCGACACCCCCCUUUCCAACCAGGACAAAUGACAUCCCAGGCCAGCAGCCAGGAAAAAGGAAAGAAAAAAGUACCCCUGUGCCCAGCCAGGAUUUGUCUCAUUCUGACAAAGAGAACCUACCUCUCCUGCAGAGAUCUGGGCCCACUGGUGACAGUCCUGGGAAGACUCUGGAGCAGUCCCAGUGGCUGAAACAGGUGGAGUCCUACAUUGCCGAGCAGAGACGGGGUGACAGCAUAGAGCCCCAGGUCCCCAGCAGGGGCUGGCAUGGGGAGGAGGAAGUGGUGGCUGCAGCAAGCCAGGAAGGAGAGGUGGGGGAGGAGGAAGAGGAGGAAGAGGAGGACGAAGAAGACAUGAGCGAGGUGUUGGAAUUCGUGCCUGUGUUCGACCCGGUGGUGAACUGGGGCCAGACCUUCAGUGCUCAGAACCUGGACUUCCAAGCCCUGAGGACUGACUGGAUUGAUCUGAGCUGUAACACGUCUGGCAACCUGCUGCUUCCGGAGCAGGAGGCCCUGGAAGUCAUACGGGUCUUCCUGAGAAAGCUCAACCAGAGGACCCGGGGGAGAUACCAACUUCAGCGCAUCCUGAAUGUGGAGAAGCGCCAGGACCGGCUGCGUGGAGGGCGCUAUCUCCUGGAGCUUGAACUGCUGGAAGGCCAGCGCCUGGUGAGGCUCUCAGAGUACGUGUCCACUCGAGGCUGGAAAGGAAAUGACAUCAAUGCUGGGGAGGACACAGAAACCCGGAACCUACAGGGCCUGGUUUGGAGUCCCCGUAGUCACAGACAUGUACUGAAUGCCCAGGAUCCAGAGCCAAAGCUAUGCUGGCCCCAAAAUUUCUCCUGGAACCAUCGAGCUGUGGUCCACUUUAUUGCACCUGUGAAAAACCAGGCUCGCUGGGUACAGCAGUUCAUCAGAGAUAUGGAGAGCCUGUCCCAAGUCACCGGUGACCCACAUUUCAACAUCAUCAUCACAGACUAUAGCAGUGAGGACAUGGAUGUUGAGAUGGCUCUGAAGAGGUCCAGGCUGAAGAGCUACCAGUACCUGAGGCUGAGUGGAAACUUUGAGCGUUCCUCCGGACUACAGGCUGGCAUAGACCUGGUGAAGGACCCACACAGCAUCAUCUUCCUCUGUGACCUGCACAUCCACUUUCCAGCAACAAUCAUCGAUACCAUCCGCAAGCACUGUGUAGAGGGCAAGAUGGCCUUUGCCCCCAUAGUGAUGCGGCUGCACUGUGGGGCCACCCCACAGUGGCCUGAGGGCUACUGGGAGGUCAAUGGAUUUGGACUGCUUGGCAUCUACAAGUCUGACCUGGACAAGAUUGGGGGCAUGAACACCAAGGAGUUCCGAGACCGCUGGGGAGGGGAAGACUGGGAGCUGCUGGACAGGAUCCUCCAGGCAGGCCUGGAAGUGGAUCGGCUCUCCCUCAGGAACUUUUUCCACUACUUCCAUUCCAAGCGAGGCAUGUGGAAUCACCGCCAGAUGAAGAUGCCGUGACCCCGGGACAGCCCCUUACAGCCCCUUGACGUGCAGUUGGCCUCGAGGAGGGAAUAUGAGGAGCUGAGGCCUCAGCACUAAUUGCCCUCUCCACCGGAGCUGCCCCUUCAUGCAGGGGCAAGUGCCGGGGCUCCUCCGCCGUCACUGAGUUGACAGAUUGGAAUGACUGCAUAGGAUGGGCAAUGAGGUCAAGAAGAAAGCACCUGAUUUAAUAGACACCAUCAUGUCCACAGAGGUGCAUUCCCAUGGCCCCGUGCUCCUCACCGGGAGUACUGACCAUGAACCAGAAACUUCAAUGGAACAGAUUUUAUUUGGGGUGGAGGUAUUGGGGGUGAUGAUUUUUAACAGAUAAUGAAGACUUAUGUCUAGACCCA
Phodopus roborovskii (desert hamster) is the source of this 3559-nucleotide messenger RNA. It is a transcript of the gene B4galnt3, whose product is annotated as beta-1,4-N-acetyl-galactosaminyltransferase 3. The transcript has 20 exons. Lineage: Eukaryota; Metazoa; Chordata; Mammalia; Rodentia; Cricetidae. Gene Ontology annotation, cellular component: Golgi cisterna membrane. The record is from RefSeq and is a predicted model, not a curated record. Gene Ontology annotation, molecular function: acetylgalactosaminyltransferase activity. Bases 222 to 3185 code for a protein of 987 amino acids.